Messenger RNA from Alosa alosa (allis shad), 8508 nucleotides. It is a transcript of the gene sbno2b, whose product is annotated as protein strawberry notch homolog 2. NCBI's taxonomy places the organism in Eukaryota, Metazoa, Chordata, Actinopteri, Clupeiformes, Clupeidae. Gene Ontology annotation, biological process: regulation of DNA-templated transcription. The transcript has 31 exons. Gene Ontology annotation, molecular function: histone binding; chromatin DNA binding. The coding region runs from base 920 to 5248 and encodes 1442 amino acids. Gene Ontology annotation, cellular component: nucleus. The record is from RefSeq and is a predicted model, not a curated record.
UCUACGUAUAUGGCUGCCAACAUGUCUGCCGUUUGCCCAGCGCUGGCAGAGGCUGUGUGGUGGGCAGACGAGUGGAAAGGUUAACGGGGAGGUGAGACAUUAACGUGAGUGACGGCGAUGAUGUACGGCGCCACUGGCGGCUCGUGAGGCGUCCCCCUGCCCAGCGUACUCACUGGCGGUAUGGUGUGAGGUGUAAGGGACAAGAGGGGGCACGGAGGCAGCCAGGGCAUAGUUAACAUUCAGCCACAGUGCCCUAUAUCUCCCUCACCACCAAUCAUUCUAGCUCCCAAACUCGCUCUUCCAAGUCUGAAGCACUGAGAAUUUAUGCAUCACUGAGACUCUGUGAAGUGGCCUUUGCCCCAAUUCCUUCCAUGUUUAAGAAGGGACAUCAAAACCACAGUUCUUAGUUAGGUAGUAAAAAAUAAUGUAAUUUCAGAAUUAGCACACUGUGUUCCCAAAUGUAGCCAAACAUGCUCAGAUAGCCUGAUGUCUUUCAAGAACAGGGUGCAUGCUAGUUAAAUGGAUAAGUGAUUAUUUAGCACAGAUACAUUAUUGAGUGUUGGGCAAGCUUCUCUGAAAGCAUAGCUUUACAAGUAAACAUUUGAUUCACAUUGUUAGAAGUUGAAUUACAGCAAAGCAGAACUAGUAUAAUAAAGUAUAAUUAGAGAAUGAUCAAAUUAUGUGAUAUGAAAUUGUAACAUAAUAUAAUUAUAAUGUUAACAUGUUAUAAAAAUCUUCUAUCUCCCUCUCUAUCUUUAAACAAUAUUUGUGUAUAAAUGUUUCAUAGUUUGUGUGUGUUUGUGUUUAUGUUUUGUCUUUCUGUGUGUGUGCAGGUCAUGGCGAUCCUGUGGUACUAGUCUGUGCUCUGGGGUCGUGUUGUGUGGGCAGCGGUGGUGAUGAGUCAGCAGCUGACUGCCUGAUGCCCUCCCUGUCCUCCCAGCAUCCGGCUAUGGACACGGAGAACCACCUGCACCCAGAGGAACCGCAGCUGGACAUGGGCAUGUACGGCCUUACCACCCCCACCCUCGGGGGCCAGUCAUAUUCCUGUGGACCUCCCUGGGCGUACUCCCAGCAGGGCUUCAUGGACCUGCAACGGCCCAUGCAGCCCUAUAGCCAGCCAUACCACUUGAAUAGCACAUCCAUGGAAAUGUUGGGUGUUUCCACAUUCCCUGACAUGGACUUCCCUAACAUCACGCUUCAGCCCAGUGAAGUCUUCUCUCAAGACCUCUCUUGCCUAGAUGACCUGUCCUCCACCUCUCUGUUCUCCUCUCCAGCGGACUCACUGUCUGAGUACACUGAUGCUCAGGUCUUCCUCAACUCAGACAACUUGUCGCAUGUGCCUACAAUAUGGGAUAUCAACACCCCAGCACAGAACCAGCCAGAGCCCAACUCCAACAGGUUUCAGGGUCUGAACAGUUUCGAGGACCUGUCGGCCAUCAUCAGUACACCAGCGGGAGCUCUCCAGCCUCAGAGGCCUCACACCCCACCUGAGAAUGAGCAGGAGGCAGAUGAGGAGGAAACGGAGGAACUGGGCCAUGUGGACACCUACGCAGACUACAAACCCUCCAAAUCCACCAUAGGGAUCUCCCAUCCAGACCGGGUGGUGGAGACCAACACACUGUCCAGUGUGCCUCCCCCUGACAUCACCUACACCCUCUCCAUCCCUGACGACACCAUUGACAGCGGCCUGCUCUCUGCCCUGCAACUGGAGGCCAUCAUCUACGCCUGCCAGCAACACGAGGUGAUUCUGCAGAACCAGCAGCGAGCGGGCUUCCUGAUCGGAGACGGGGCCGGCGUGGGCAAGGGCCGCACUGUAGCCGGGAUCAUCCUGGAAAACUACCGAAAGGGACGGAAGAGAGCGCUGUGGUUCAGUGUUUCCAACGACCUGAAAUAUGACGCAGAGAGAGAUCUCAAAGACAUUAACGCACCCAAUAUCCCCGUGCAUGCCUUAAAUAAGAUAAAGUAUGGGGACACAGCUACCUCAGAGGGCGUCCUGUUUGCCACGUACUCCGCGCUGAUUGGAGAGAGCCAGGCUGGUGGGCAGCAUCGCACUCGACUCAAGCAGAUCCUGGACUGGUGCCAACCGGACUUUGAGGGAGUCAUUGUGUUUGAUGAAUGCCACAAGGCGAAGAAUGCCACAUCCACCAAGAUGGGCAAGGCUGUCCUGGACCUGCAGAACAAGCUGCCCCGGGCCAGGGUGGUUUACGCCAGCGCCACAGGUGCCUCUGAGCCAAAGAACAUGAUCUACAUGAGUCGGUUGGGCAUCUGGGGAGAUGGGACCCCGUUUCGGACGUUUGAUGACUUCCUUCACGCCAUCGAAAAGAGGGGCGUGGGCGCCAUGGAGAUUGUUGCCAUGGACAUGAAGGUCAGCGGAAUGUACAUUGCACGGCAGCUCAGCUUCUCUGGAGUGUCAUUCCGCAUCGAGGAGAUUGGCCUGGACGAGGACUUCAAGCUGGUCUACAACAAGGCCGCCAAACUGUGGGCAGAGGCGCUGAACGUGUUUACGCAGGCAGCAGACCUGUUGGGCCUGGUCUCCAGGAAGUCCCUGUGGGGUCAGUUUUGGUCGUCGCACCAGCGCUUCUUCAAAUACCUCUGCAUCGCCGCCAAGGUGCGACGCCUGGUGGAGCUGGCUAAGAAGGAGUUGGACGCUGGCAAGUGUGUGGUGAUCGGGCUGCAGUCCACAGGGGAGGCUCGCACGCGGGAAGUACUGGACGAGAAUGAUGGACACCUGGACAGAUUUGUGUCUGCUGCUGAGGGUGUCUUCCAGUCUCUGGUUCAGAAGCAUUUUCCCUCAGAGAAGCAGAGGAGGGAAAAAGGGGCAGGAAACAAGAGAAAACGAAAGCCCCGGGGACGUCAGCCCAAGUGCUCACGGCAGGCGCAAGAGUUCGCCGGGGUCAUCAGCAUCAGCGACGACAGUAGUAGCGACACCGAAGCCAUGGACAGCGACUCCAACUCCUCGCCCGACUCGCUGCAGGACAACAACGAUGAUGUCAUCUUCGUCCACCAGACCAACAGUCACACCGCAGAAAUAGAAAAAAUGAAGCAAAGCCUACUGACCAAGAUCUCAGAACUGGGAAAAGAACUACCUCUGAACACACUAGAUGAGCUCAUAGACAAAUUUGGAGGACCAGAGAAAGUAUCUGAGAUGACCGGGCGGAAGGGUCGGGUGGUUCGGCGGACAGAUGGGACUGUCGCCUACGAGUCGCGUGCCGAGCAAAGCUACACCAUCGACCAGAUUAACAUUAAGGAGAAGGACCGCUUCAUGAGCGGGGAGAAGUUGGUGGCCAUCAUCUCGGAAGCGGCCAGCUCGGGAAUCUCCCUGCAGGCAGACAAGCGAGUGAAGAACCAGUGCCGGAGGGUGCACAUGACCCUGGAGCUGCCCUGGAGCGCAGACCGUGCCAUCCAGCAGUUUGGCCGCACGCACCGGUCCAACCAGAUCACGGCACCCGAGUACAUCUUCCUCAUCUCGGAGCUGGCCGGAGAGCGGCGCUUCGCUUCCAUUGUGGCCAAACGCUUGGAGAGUCUGGGCGCUUUGACCCACGGAGACAGGAGAGCCACAGAGUCCCGAGAUUUGAGCAAGUACAACUUCGAAAACAAAUAUGGCACCAAGGCUCUAGAUAAGAUCACCAAAGCCAUCCUGGGGUACAUUGAGAGCAAAGUGCCCCCUCCCAAAGACUACCCUGGUGGCGACUCUAUGUUCUUCAGUGACAUGAAGCAAGGGAUGAUAAACGUGGGCAUCUUCAGCCGGGACUCACGCUUCGGCCUCAGCACUGAGAAAGACUGCACUAUCACCAAGUUCCUGAAUCGUAUCUUGGGUCUGGAGGUGCACAAGCAGAACUCCCUGUUCCAGUACUUCACUGACAACUUUGACUACCUGAUAGAGAAAGACAAGAAGGAGGGCAAAUAUGACAUGGGGAUCCUGGAUCUGGCCCCAGGCAAUGAUGAGAUCUACGAGGAGAAGCAAGAAGAGUUUUUGACCGUGGGGAACCCACACGAUGGCCAAGUCGUACUGUAUAAGAUCACUGUGGACCGAGGCAUGCCAUGGGAAGAGGCCUUGGCCAAGUCCCAAAGCCUGAGCGGCCCAGACGUGGGCUUCUACCUCUCUCACAAGCUGAGAGGCACUCAGCCUUGUGUGCUGCUGGCAGAGCAGGGUCGAGGCCACAACCUCAUCAUCCACAAGCCCAACAUAGGCAAGCAGGCCCAGCCCGAGAGUCUGGACAAUAUGGGGAAACGCUACCGAAAGGUCACUCCGGAGGAAGCAAAGGACAUCUGGGAGAAACAGUACCAGUUCUCCUUCAGUAAAUGCAGCCAUGCCAACUGGAAUGGGAAGUGUAAGAAAGUGGAGGAGGGACAGGAGUGCAUACAGGGCAUGCGUCUGCGUCAGUACCACAUGCUGUGCGGCGCGCUGCUGCGCGUGUGGAAACGCGUUGCAGACACAGUGGCUGACCUCACCGGCUCCAGCAUCCUGCAGAUCGUCCGACUCAAGACCAAACAGCUCCAAAAGCAAGUGGGCAUUAAAAUCCCUGAGUCGUGUGUGUUGCGCGUGCGUGACGAGCUGCAGCAGAUGGACAGUGAGGUGAGGCGGAGGCGGGAGCGGGAGCUCCUCCAAGCACAGGAGUUCCAGCGGCCACCAGCGCUGCACACCGACCCCCUCGGCCCGCUGCCCUUCCCCUCCACCACCGGCGAGCUGAGCGGCCUUUCCCCCUUCCUCUACCCGCCGCCCACGGUGGGCGCGUUCCCCUCGCUGUCCAAGACCCCGCUGGCAGACAUGCUGGACGGCCCGGACACAGUCGCCCUGGGUCUUGGCGCCCUCCCGGCCACAGCCGCGGACUUCGGCCUGGAGUCUCUGGAGUCGCGGCAGCAACCGCAGCCACCGCAGCAGCAGCAGGAGAAGGACAAGUUUCUGGAGUUCAUGGACAGCAUCCGACAGUUUGAUUUGACACCGCUGUCCAACACCCCGCCACCGGCACCUGCGUCGUCUUCGCCUGCAGCCAUGUCCUGUGUCCCCGCCGGAACAGCCCAAGCCCCCGGAGGGCUCUUUGCGUCCCAGGCCGUGAGCACAGUUGCCACCCCGACGUCUUCCUCGCCGAUGUUCUCCGAGAUGCCCUUGUUGACUAUGCCCACCACUCCGUGCAACAGCGACGUCCACAUUGACUUCCGUGAGGUUCUCAACACCAUGUUCCAGAAUAGCACCUUGGACAGGCAGUCCGUCAUCAAGUUCCCUCUGCAGGGCAGGGACUCCUCUUAACCAACCGUACCAGUUCUUGCCAUCCCCACCCCCACCACUGCCAUCAGGCCCCAACUCUGGACCCUACUGCCCAGCCCAGCCCAGCCCAUCCUCUAUCCCCUUAGGGCUUGCCACACCUAACCACACUCAACAACACCUGGCUCACAUUCACACGAACCAGGGCCAACCGCGGUAGGAUGUCUCUUAGCAACAGCAUGUUCUCAGACCAUAAACACUCAAAACAUUGUAGCUUUAGCUCAGCUUAGGGCUACUCAGCCUUCCGGAUUUGAGUCGAGUUUCUGUUUGAGUUUGUCUGUAAAUAGUGAAAAUGAUUUGUAUUGGCACAUGUGUAAAGUUCUAUGUGACUUCUUUGGCGUUCCCUAACUGGAUACUUGGGAGGAGGGAAGAGAGGGUGUGAAACCAUUGACAGGAAAGACAAAGGUGUUAUACAGAGGUAUUUUACCGUAACAUCAAACUGACAAGGGUAGUGGUUCGGAUUUGGAUCAAAUAUACUCUAAUAGGUUUCACCACACAGCUGUCCAUCCACCUCCCUGACACACACCCCUCCCUCCCUGAAACCCACUAUUCACACUAGUUUUUUACGGAAUUUUCCUAAAACAAUUAGGGAAGAGGGUGGGAGAGGGAGGUUACAAUCUGCUAUUAACACAGUGCCUUUGGAGAUAGUGGAAUGUUCUCUUUUAAACACACUUAGACUAAUGUGCAUUCUGUAUUUGACCACAAAUGCAUCAGUAUUUAUUGAUCUAGUUUUGAGCAAAAUCCUGGUUCCCAGCAUGAGAGAGGAAGAGUAAAAACCCCAAUGAAAAGUAGGGGACGGGCGAAAGCCUCUCUCUCCUCUCUCUAGUUAGUGCAUGAGACAGACCGCGCCAAGGCAUCUGAGAUGUUGCAGCAGUUUCAUCUUCUGUGGGUGCCUCCCCUUGAGGCCUGGCAUCACCUCAUUCGUCAGACGCUCCCCUCAUUGCCUCUUCUCGCGAAAUUCUCAGGAAGACUGAGGGUGUUAUGAAGCACUUCCGUUUUUUUUUAUUUAUUUAUUUUUUUCCCCUUGAAAAUUGACCAAUUAUUUCAUCAGCGCAAUUGAUUUAAUAGAGUGCUGUUGUUAAAACUUCUCUCUGCAGUUUAGAAACCUUUCAUACUUGGUCGAGUUGUUUUUCCAAGUAAUGCACUGUGCUCUCCUACCAUGGAACCCCCCAAGGGAACUUCAACGAAUGACAACCAAUAGCAAUCUUAAGCAAUAACAUCUGAAACUUAAAUAUUUCAGCUCAAGCGCCUAACUGUGGUGGGUUGUGGUCGUUUUAUAUGUUGUGUCUUUUUAGAACAAAUGUUGUGCUUUUAGUACUCAUGACCUUUGUAGAAACAUUGUGAGGGGAUAAAAGCAAUGUGCUCUGAAAGGAUAACAGAGCUAGCUUCGUUUUGUUAAAUUAUUUGCUUGUUUUAUUUAUAUUUAAGGGACACGCUUGCCGUUUCAAACUGUGAUCCUGAUGGAUGGCUACAGUUAAAGUAUAACUUGUCAGGGAAGAUUCCAGAAUUCAAAAUGAAACAAAGAUCGUUUAAGUCUAACCUGCCUAUGUGUAAUAUUGCACUGUUCAUCACUGCUGUAUCAGACCUCAGGGUCUACUUCUGUUCUUUGUAAGUAAAUCUUGCUUAAGUGUAAUUUGUCUUUACUUUAGCAGAAUUAUACCAAAGUAUUUAACAAAAGACUUCUCUGGCUACAUCUGACCUAUUCUCCAACUCAGGAAUUAAUAUACUGUACAUAUAUGUGUGUGGUGUACAGGUGGGAGAUUGUCUUUCUACUUGUGACCGAAGUGAAUCGAAUCUAUAUCUGUUUGUUCACAUUGGGUGAUACUUACAAGUGCUUUUCUCUUGCUGGACUUCUCUUAGUAUGCUGUGUCUGUCUCAGACUGGAAAUUAUGAAUAUGUGUUAUGAACAUGGAGGGAUUGUUUCCAGCGUAGACUAUAAUUGAUCAAUUCCACAGAUUCUGAAGGCCUGAAGUCUCUGUGCCAUAGUUAUGUGGACAUGGCCCUGCUUUAUUGAUUAGCCUAACGGGACCUACUUCUGGUUAAUUGGAGUCACAUGUAGAAACUGCACCUCUGUGAUUCUGAACGUUAAAACUUGUCUUUGAUCAAAUGCUGUUUCUGUGAGAAGGCUGAUUGAUUGACUUCUUGUUUUUAUCAUGCAGUGAAACCAAAUCGUCUGUAGAACUGUACUGUGCCUACAGAAGUAUAUUUCCAGGCAAAUCUGCACACAGUUAGGUUUCUUGUGCAAUCAUUGUGUUGGUUUGAUGUCCCAUUUGAAGAAUUUGCCUUAAGACUUAAAUCCGCCAAACCCUAAAUAUCUGACUCCAGACAUAUUAAAUCAUAAGAUUAACAUAUAUAAACAUACAUAUCAUAUGUAUUAUCCUGUAUAAGAACACUCUACACAUGCCUUUAUACAUGAUCUAAUCCAACAUCAUGUCCCGUUGUAUGUGUUCUGUCUCCAUAGAAUUGAAUACCCUUUAUCAGAUGGGAUGUAUUUACGUGGCAUUAGUCACAUUAUAUCUGAGGAUUUUGGAAACAAAAUGUUUUUCAAGUAAAAUUGAGUGAUGAUUUUUCCCAGUACAUUCCAAUGGGUCUGGACACUCCAAAUACUGCAAUACACAUAACUACAGAUGAUGUAUGUUAACUGUACCACUGACAACACACAAAAUGUCUUUACAGUCUAAGUAGUUUUAUUUUUAUGUUGACCUGGUUGAGAUGAAAUAGAUGUUAAAAAGAGACAGAAGUUGGAGAAACCAGGCAAAACAACCAGAUUAUAAUUAUAAUUAUUUUAUUUAAAUAAUAAUAUUAUAUGGGCUACUAAUCAUAUUGUCAUAUUUAAAUUUGCACUAAGAAUGGCAAAAUUCAGUUUCUGCUGUCUGCAUAUUAGUAUGAGGGCUUCAGCUGUUUGUUGGUGGAUCUUAGGUUUUGUCUUUGUCUUUAUUUCUCCACCUUUGUAUUCAUGAAGAUAUCAUAUACAAAGAUAAUUUAUUGCUAAAAAAAACAUGCUACUGAUUGUAUCUAUGACAAGAGCAAAUUAUAUUAUUUGUGUAAAGUUGUGUUCAGCACUUUCAUUCUGUUUGCCUUUAUUUUUUUCUAUAUAUUUAUAAUUUAGAUUGAUGUAUAUACUGUACAAAUUGUGCCUUUUGACUAAUUCUUUCAAAUUGUUUUCUACUUGUAACAGAAGGAACAUACUGCAAUUGGUGCAAUCUAAACUUUGUCAAGAAACAAAUAAAAGAUUGCUGACAAUG